AUGCAAACCUCCCGACUCAAACUAGUCCGACUAACCGAGGACCACCUCCCCGGCUACCAUGCCAUCUGGUCCGACCCAUUCACAACCCGAUGGAGCGCUCACGGCCACUGCGCGACACUGGAGGAUAGUCGAGAGUGGAUGUCAGCUCUACUCCCCGAUGUUAAUCCCAAGGGAGUCAAUUAUGCAGUCUUACUGCGCGCGGAUUUGGACCCGAGCUUUAUCCAAGCGCGGCACGGGAGCGGUAAUACCGACGGCGAUGGCGAUGGCGAUAGCGAUGCAGUCCUCCGACCCGGCGGCUUUUUGGGAUGGGUUGGAACAUGGAAGUCGGAUCCAGAGCCGGAAGUUGGACUUAUUUUUCACCGAUCGACGUGGGGACUGGGAUUUGCUACGGAAGCCUUGAGUGCAUUUUUGGAACUAUUUUGGAAGGAAAGGCCUGAAUUUGAGCAUUUGGAGGCGUGGGUUGAUGAGGAGAAUUCUGCUUCGAGUAACGUUUUGCGGAAAUGUGGGUUUCGUCUUGUGGAAACGCUUAAGGGGGAUUAUACUUUGAAAUGGAUGGUGCCUGAGUUGAGGAAUAGUCUUCAUUUUCGCGCUCGGAGGUCUGAUAGUACCACUGACUCCUAG
Molecule: messenger RNA, 621 nt
Organism: Penicillium cosmopolitanum
Lineage: Eukaryota; Fungi; Ascomycota; Eurotiomycetes; Eurotiales; Aspergillaceae
Product: GNAT family N-acetyltransferase
Exons: 1
Coding region: 1-621 (206 amino acids)
Molecular function (GO): acyltransferase activity, transferring groups other than amino-acyl groups
Source: RefSeq, a predicted model, not a curated record